Molecule: messenger RNA, 2661 nt
Organism: Aspergillus saccharolyticus JOP 1030-1
Lineage: Eukaryota; Fungi; Ascomycota; Eurotiomycetes; Eurotiales; Aspergillaceae
Exons: 4
Coding region: 228-2576 (782 amino acids)
Cellular component (GO): HDA1 complex
Source: RefSeq, a predicted model, not a curated record
CCCCCACAGAUAAGAACGCCCAGUCGCAGUACUCUACAGUCUUCCAAACCAUUUCUCUGGCAUCCAAGUCGCUGGCUUCUCGACCGGAUUCGUCAGCCCAUCACUUGUCGCAAGGUAGCACCAGCGCUGGUCGCGUGAGUGUGAUCGCGGAGUCAGUCACUGCGCGUAAUUCGCAAGACACGGAGGGCUCGCUAAUAGAUAAACGAGGAUUGUUUGUCGCGAAGACAAUGGACGGACAGGAGAAGAAAGGUAUGUCUUUGGCGGAGACGAUGGAGAAAUACAGCCAAUUUGAGGGGAGCACUCCAAGGGAGAAGCUCCGGAAUGCGUACGCCCAGCUUCAAGCACAGAGCUUUAUCCCCCCAGAGCCCAGCGCUACGCCAUCAUCGGUGGGAGAAGCUGGUGACAUCGAACCAUCGCCUGUCGCCUUGCCCGAAACAGCGGCCCCACUCAGCGUGCGGAUCGACAGAGACUCCUCCGCCUUUCAUCAUCAUCCUCCUCCUGAACUUCAUCCUCCCGUGGAUCCCCCCGCUGUCAUCCCAUCGUCACCCCUGGACCCUGCACAAAUGGAUCCCUCCCAGCUUCACCAUGUACAGACCAUUCAACCGCAUGCUUUAUCAGUCGACCACACUGAAGAAGCUAUUCCAGGCUCGAUUCUCCUGGGUCCGUCCGAGUUCGCCAUUCCGCUCCCGAUGGACUCGAGGGUCCGGGACGAUUACGAGCGAGUCCUAGCAAGUGAGAGCGAUUCGGUCCAAGAAUUCCUUGACGCUACUGGCACACAACCAGAUCAGCGCGUGCGCUUGCUGCCAAAGAUACGGGAGGUGUUAGAACGUCUGAGUAAUGUCGCUACGCAUCCAGACCUCAACGUCGCGAAGCACAUCAGCGGCUCGCAAGCCGACUUGCGGCAAGAGUCCUCUUGGGCGGAGUACUCUAGCGCGAAGUUCUUACUUCUCUCUUAUCUGGUCGGGUCCACGAGUGAUCGCGAGAUACAUCUAGUCAUCAUGGUCAACGGCGAAAAGACGCAGAACCUCGUCGAACGGUUUUUGCUGGGCAAAGGUCUGGUAUAUACCCGCCCGCGGGAGGAGAUGGGUCCCGGGACGAAUGUUGAGGUCUCCCUGGCUAAGGGGUCUUUGAGCUUUGGGGUUCAAUCCACACGCAAUGAUGGCAUCGUGGAGACCUUCAAAGCGCCCUCGGCAAUCAUCGCCCUGGAUUCGUCAUUCAACACCAAGCUCCCCUCGGUCGAACACAUGCGAACCACAUUUGCUCGUCAUGGGCAUUUGCUUCCCGUGGUGCGCCUGAUCGUUGCCAACUCAAGCGAACACAUCGAUCUCUGCUUCUCUAAUCUACCAGAACUUCAGCGGGUGCGGCUGCUGCUGCAAUAUACUCUGCGACUGAAAAGUUCCGUCGGCGACCUUCAGGAUGAUGCGCUCGGGGUCUCUGAAGAUGCAGACGAGCUCAUCUCGUACCUUUUGUCGGACAACUUCACCGCACAUUGGUCAUUGCCGCACAUUGAGCCGCUGCAGAUUAUGAAUCUCGAGGAGCUCCAACCUGUUCCCGAAGAGCCACCAAGCGGACCUGCGGUUGAUUCCUCAGCACGGGCCACUCCUCUGUCACAAAAGCGAGCCUUCACGGAAGAAUAUAGCGAGCAACCCUCCAAGCGUCCACGAAUGGAAGAUCCCCAAGAUGCCAGCCAACGCACCGAAUCAAGCACAUUCCCUAGCCAAACCCUGGACGGCGAGCUGCGCUGGCUCGAAAGCAAUCUGGUUAAACUUCGCAGUUCGCAUGCAAGUGAAAUUUCAAAACUUCAGAAGACGCUCGCCGAGACCCAGGCCCGCCUUCGCGAACGAGACCAUGUCCUCGAGCAACUGCAGCACCGCUACGAGACGCGCACGCGAGACUUCCACAAACUCCGCCGCGAGCGCGACAAGCUCAUUGAAGCCAAGACCGCCGCCGAACAGCGCAGUGAGAAGAGCAAGGAAGAGCUCGUCAAGAUCAAAGACGAACGGACACAGUUACGGCACGAGCUCGAGCAGGCUCGCGCCGCCCUCAAGAGCGACGCGGGCAGCAUGGCGGCGGAGCUCGAAACCGCGCGCGAGGAGAUCCGCCGCCUCACCAAGGAGAACAGCGGGCUGGAGCGCAAAGCCGAUUACGAAGCCAAGCAAACCGAGUAUACGCGCGAGCAGUACCAGACCGCCUCCAACGUCGCCGCGCAAUCUGGCAACGAGAACCGCCAGCUGCGCGACGAGAACGAAACCCUCAAACGCAAGGUGGCCGGCGACGCCAGCCGGCUCCGCGAACUCAAUCUUAAGCAAGACGAGGCCCGCCACCUCGCCCGCGCGCAGGAGUUGGAAGCCGCCCUCGCCUCGCGCGAGGACCUUCUCCGCAGGAAGGAGGAGGAGCUGCGCGAGAUUCGCAAGAACCGACCCUCCACCCGCUCGACCAGCACCCAGCCGCGGAGUCCCAAGUGGAACGCCAGUCGUCCCACCAGCCCUGGCGUCAACAACCACGGCGGCAACGGAUCGUCGCUGACCACGGGGCGUGGGAGUGCGCUCCGGUUCAGUUCGGAGAUGACCUUUUAGGUGUCGGUACCUGCUGCAUGCACGUACAGAUCACACCACUCAAGUCCGUAGGAUCGAAAGGGUGAAAAGCAGUUAUCAAAAGGCC